AUGGCUUCCAACAAGAGUUUGCAUAGGCGGUCAAGCGGAGGCGCCGACGGGAUGGCGACAGCUGGCGCUGACAACCCCAGCCACUUUGAUGCUGUCUCCCCAUAUGGAGCAGUCCCACCCCCUACUUCACACUUUGAUGCUGGCUCGCCAAUGGUGGCUCAGAUGUCGGUGCCAUCCAACGUGUACCGGACUGCUAGCAACAUGCGCCCCAGCGACAAGCCUCCCCGGGGCGCGGUGCUGUCUCCUGCCACCAGCAAUGCCGCCGAACUCAGCUCACAAGAUGGGGGGGAGUACAACGACCAGAGAACGGACCCCGCCUCGCCGUCCUCGGUGCCCUCAACGCACAGGACCCUGAGCCGCCUCUCCAAGGGGGACGCCGUCCAGCGCAUGAGCAGUCUGCACAGCACCCCCCUGAGCCGUCUGGGCAGCCUCGCCCGGGACCCCGAGGGCCGCAUGCAGCUCGGGCGCAUGGCCAGCCUGGGGACCAUUCCCGCAGGCGCGCUCGAUUUGGAGGGCCCCGCCGCGCUGACGUCGAUGGGGUCUGGCACGAGCGAGAGCGACCUGGACUCCCCAGUGGAGGGCAAGGCGCUGAGCCGCAUCAAGACGCGGACCGGGCUGGGGGGACAGCUGGCAUACGGCGACAAGAGCAAGCAUGCGGUGCAAGACUACACGGAAGCGCUCGCCGAAAACGGCGACCAGUACGGCGACCCGAACAAGAUCCCCGUGUGCAACAUGUGUGGUGACACGGUCGCCGACGAUCCCGACGGCUUCGUCCCCUGCGAGUGCUCCUUCCGCCUGUGCGCCACGUGUCUCGAGCACGUCAAGAGCUACGAGGGCAACAAGUGCCCCGGCUGCCGCAGCCAGCUGCGCGACAAGGACAACUGGCUGGCGAUGCAGGAGUACUACCACGAGGAGGGCGACACGCCGCGCAUGCUGAAGAAGAACGUCAGCGACGUGCGCAUGCUCACCGCGCCGCCCAGCAAGCGCGUCAAGACCAUCGACGAAGAAAGCGGGGCCAUCACCGUGACCGUCAACGCAGAGAUGGUCCCGGUGAACCUCGCCGACUACGGGUACGGCAGCGUUGCCUGGGAGACGCCUCCCGACAAGUCGCCCGAGAGGGCCGUGCCCAAGGCUGACAUCACCAAGAAGGGCCUCUUCCGUACGGUCCACGUGGACGGCAGCAAGCUGGGGCCGUACCGGAUCUUCACAUUUUUGCGGCUGGUGUUCACGGCGAUGUUCCUGUACUGGCGGUGCACGCACCCCACGACGCAGGGCUACUGGCUCUGGGUCUGCUCCAUUUUCGCAGAAGUCUGGUUCUUCUUCUCUUGGAUCUUGGAUACGCUUCCCAAGCUGUCCCCAGUGGACCGGGAGACCUACAAGGACCGCCUCCGGGCCAUCUACGACGAGGGCGGCGAGAAGCUGCCGCAGGUGGACGUGUUCAUCACGACCGCUGACGUCACCAAGGAGCCGCCGCUGACGACAGCGCAGACGAUCCUGUCGGUGCUGUCGGUGGACUACCCGACGACCAAGCUGGCGUGCUACCUCUCGGAUGACGGCUCUGCCAAGCUCAUGUUUGACGUCAUGGCCGAAACCGCCGGAUACGCCAGGCUGUGGGUGCCGUUCUGCAAGAAGUACAACAUCGAGCCGCGCAACCCGGAGCAGUACUUUGGCCAGAACAUCGACUUCACCGCCAAGCAGAUCCAGGCAGACUUUGUCAAGAGCAGGAGAAAGGUCAAGCGCGAGUACGAGGAGUUCAAGGUGCGCGUGAACGCGCUCGUAGCGGCGUCGCGGCACCCCCCCCCGGACGGCUGGAAGAUGCGCGACGGCACGCCCUGGCCCGGGAACAACCGCAGGAACCACGACGGGAUUAUCCAGGUGUUUCUGCACCCCGACGGCGACGUGCGCGACGUGGAGGGCAAUUUCCUGCCGCCCCUAGUUUACGUGUCCCGGGAGAAGCGGCCGGGGAUCGACCACAACAAGAAGGCGGGCGCCAUGAACGCGCUCCUGCGCGCGAGCGGGCUGAUCACCAACGGGCAGUUCAUCUUCAACCUCGACUGCGACCACUACGUCAACAACUGCGAGGCCGUCCGUGACGCGCUGUGCUUCUUCCUGGACCCCAUCAAGGGCGGCAACGUCGGCUUCGUGCAGUUCCCGCAGCGAUUCGACGGCAUCGACAGGAGCGACCGCUGGGCCAACAGGAACGAGGUCUUCUUCGACGUAAACAUGAAGGGGUUGGAUGGCCAGCAAGGGCCCGUGUACGUUGGCACCGGGUGCUUCUUCCGGAGAAAAGCGUUGUACGGGUACUACCCCGCGAACGCGCGCAGCCGGAGCGACGAGGAGAGCGAGGGCGGGUGCUGCUUCGGGCUGUGCUGCUGCUGCGGGGGAUCCCGCAAGAAGAAGCACGCGAGCAAGCCGGGGGCCGUCACCGCCGUCGCGGCCGCGGACGUUCUCACCGACGAAGAGGCCGCCAACCUGGUGAAGGUCCCGCGCACGAACAAGUACCGCCUGGGGAUGUGCGCGCACUUCAUCGACACCGCCCAGGAGGAUGACUCCAUCCCCGUGCAGCCGCUGAGCCCGCGUUCGAUGCUGAGCGACGUGGUGCUGGCCAUCUCGUGCGACUACGAGGAGCAGACGGACUGGGGCGACAAGAUCGGGUGGAUGUACGGCUCCAUCACGGAGGAUAUUCUCACCGGCCUGCGCAUUCACACCCGCGGCUGGAUCUCCAUCUACUGCAACCCCGAGCGGGCCGCCUUCAAGGGCAGCGCUCCGCUGAACAUGACGGACCGGCUGGUCCAGGUGCUGCGGUGGGGCACGGGCGCGGUGGAGAUUUUCUUCAGCAAGCGCAACCCGGCGUGGACCAUGUGGAACACCGAGCUCAUGCUGCGCCAGCGCAUCGCUUACGCCACCAACUCGUUCUACCCGUUCACCAGCAUUGCGCUGUUUGUGUACUGCCUCCUCGCGCCGCUCUCGCUGCUCACCAACCUCUUCUUCGUGCCCACGCUGGACCGUUACGCGACGGUCUGCUUCGUGGGACUGAUCGGCAGUUUCUUGGCGUGCUCCAUCUGCGAGCUCCGCUGGAGCAAGGUCUCCUUUGAGGCCUGGUGGCGGAACGAGCAGUUCUGGGUUAUCGCCGGAACCAGCGCGCAUCUUGCCGCCGUGCUCCAGGGCAUCCUGAAGGUAACCGCUGGCCUGGAGCUGAGCUUCACGCUGACGGCCAAGGGCAGCGAGGACGGCGAAGAGGUCGACGAGCUGCACACGUUCAAGUUCAGCAACCUGCUGGUCAUCCCGUCCUUCAUCGGGCUGUUCAACAUGCUGGGCGUCGUGGCGGGCUUUGCGCGCGUGUUCAUGAGCGGCGGCGGCAGCGGCAGCAAGGAGUGGGGCAAGCUCUUUGGGAAGCUGUGCUUCUCCUUCUGGGUGCUCAUCCACAUGUACCCCUUCGCCAAGGGCAUGAUGGGCAAGCGCGACCGGCUGCCGACCAUCGUGAUCGUGUGGACGGUGCUCAUCGUGGUGACGGUCUCGCUCGUGUGGAGCGCGUUCUUCGGAGGGUAUUAGGAGGCGCACUCGGGCCGCGCGUUCCUUUUUGUGGCUGGUAGCGAGAGCAAAAGGUGCUGGCUCAUUUGUUCGUAGCGUAGUUCUAAAAUUAGUUGCGAGACUGACCUGAUCAUUUGUUGGGCA
Molecule: messenger RNA, 3675 nt
Organism: Klebsormidium nitens
Lineage: Eukaryota; Viridiplantae; Streptophyta; Klebsormidiophyceae; Klebsormidiales; Klebsormidiaceae
Source: the annotation of a GenBank genome assembly